Messenger RNA from Nycticebus coucang (slow loris), 1910 nucleotides. RefSeq names its product cornulin (gene CRNN). Gene Ontology annotation, cellular component: cytoplasm. The coding region runs from base 92 to 1570 and encodes 492 amino acids. Gene Ontology annotation, molecular function: calcium ion binding; transition metal ion binding. The transcript has 3 exons. The record is from RefSeq and is a predicted model, not a curated record. NCBI's taxonomy places the organism in Eukaryota, Metazoa, Chordata, Mammalia, Primates, Lorisidae. Gene Ontology annotation, biological process: positive regulation of cell cycle G1/S phase transition; regulation of phosphatidylinositol 3-kinase/protein kinase B signal transduction; cellular response to cytokine stimulus.
GUUAAAUCCCUAUAAAAGGUCCUGGUCCUACUGACCUGGUACCCCACACACCACUUGGAAACCACUCACUUCAUCCUGCCUGGGAAUUAGCAUGACUUCACAGAUGCCCCAGUUACUGCAAAACAUUAAUGGGAUCAUCGAGGCCUUUGGGCGCUAUGCCAGGACAGAGGGCAACUGCACAGUGCUCACCCGAGGGGAGCUGAAAAGACUCUUGGAGCAGGAGUUUGCCGAUGUGAUCGUGAAGCCCCAGGACCCAGCCACUGUGGACAAAGUCCUGCGCCUGCUGGAUGAAGACAACACGGGCACGGUGGAAUUCAAGGAAUUCCUGGUCUUGGUGUUUAAAGUUGCCCAGGCCUGUUUCCAGACCCUGAGUGAAAGGCCUGAGGAAGCAUGUGGCCCCCAGGCAUCUGGAAGCCUCCAUCCCGGGGCCUCAGCAGAGCUGGGGGAAAGACAGAGAAGUGGCCCUGAUGAAGGAAGGUCCAGGAAGGAGCAGCAUCAUGAGGGAAACAGCCACAGGCAGAGGGAACAGGUGUCUACAGGGCAGGGCAGGACUGGCCCUCAGACCCAGGGGCAGGACAUUGGCCCUGCUUGGGUCAGUAGCCAAGUCAGACAAGCUUACCAGACACAGGAGAGGACAAGCCAGCAGGCACAAGUGCAUGGGCAUGGGGAGCAGACCCAGACAGCACCAGAAGGCCAGAGUCAGACCAGAGAGAGAUCAGACAGACAGUCACAGACCAGGGAGCAGGACAGAACACGUCACAUAGGUGACACUGAGACUACAGUGGGAACUCAGACCCAGGCAAGUGCCAGCCAGACAGUGGAACAGGACAGGAGCCAUCAGACAGGAAGCACCAGCCCCCAGACACAGGAGUCCAACCAUGGCCAGAACAGAAGGACUGAGACCCAAGGUCAAGACAGGAGCCAGACCAGCCAGGCAGUGACAGGGGGACAAGUCCAGACACAGGUGGGGUCACACACCCAGACCGUGGAGCAAGACAGGAGCCAUCAGACAGGAAGCACCAGCCCCCAGACACAGGAGUCCACCCAUGGACAGAACAGAAGGACUGAGACCCAAGGUCAAGACAGGAGCCAGACCAGCCAGGCAGUGACAGGGGGACAAGUCCAGACACAGGCAGGGUCACACACCCAGACCGUGGAGCAGGACAGACAACAGACCAUAAACUAUGAAAGGGCUGGAGAACAAGGACAGACCCAAAUGCAGUCAGGCAGUGGAGAAAUAUGGACAGACGUGAGCAACUCUGAGGCAGGAGAGACAGUGCUGAGAGGACAGGCCCAGACUGGGGCGAACAGUGGGCCAGGAAGCCAGGACUGGAGCAGCACUCAGCCAAAGUGCAGUGUGACAGAAGGACAGGGAAAGAGAGAGCCCACAAGGGUUAUCCAGGAGUGGGUUGAUGACCAGACAAGGGAGACAGUGCUCCAGAGCCAGGCCCAGGGCAGCUUGCACACCAGCGUUGCCUCAGAACAGAGCCAGGGUGCAGCCCAGCUGGAAGGGAAGCAAGGUGGCACAGCCAAAAAGCUGUAUUCCUACUUCGAAAGCAGCAAGCCAUGACCCCCUGCCCCUGACACCCAUGCCCAGUAUCAAAAGAAGACAGCUGGAGAGAGAAUGGCUUGUCCUGCGCUGGCCAGUCCAGCUGGUACGUCCCCGGACAUCUUCUAGUCAUGAUGCUUCCCUUACAGGUCUUUCUCGGUGAGAUCACUUUUGUAAAGUACUUUUAUCCUAAACUCCUCUUUUACAUGCUUUGCUUCACAAACCCUCUCAGAAGCAGGAACACAUAAAGCAAGUCAUCCUUUGUGCUAAAUUCUCCUCAGCCUGUUGGAGUUUCAGGACUUCUUUUAUCUCUGCCAAGUCUCUUACUCUAUCUACCCUAGUAAAACCUUCUCAAGCAACU